Betta splendens (Siamese fighting fish) is the source of this 4670-nucleotide messenger RNA. It is a transcript of the gene tbc1d12a, whose product is annotated as TBC1 domain family, member 12a. NCBI's taxonomy places the organism in Eukaryota, Metazoa, Chordata, Actinopteri, Anabantiformes, Osphronemidae. Bases 336 to 2738 code for a protein of 800 amino acids. The record is from RefSeq and is a predicted model, not a curated record. The transcript has 13 exons.
CAUGACGUCAUUGUUGGGGUAUUUUCAAGAUGGCGCUGGACUGUGGCCGGAACACAGCCGCCGCAGAGAGCUAACCGUCUGGGGAUUUAAAUAAUCUUGUGCCCGGCGGCGACGUUGACUUCGCAACGCGGGGAUUUUGUUGUUUCAGACACGUCGAGCGACCAUGUUACGGCCGGCGGUUGCCAGGUAACGCCGACGGAGCCGCGCUAAGAUGGUGGACCCCUGCUCAGAGAACAACAGAACCUGCUGCUGCUGCGAAGCUCGGCCGACGGCGCAGGAGGGUUCGGGGCCGGACUCAGUGCCCGGGGCCGAGGCUCGCUAGGCGGUGAGCGCUCAUGGAGGCGGGGAACGGAAGGCCGGUUUCUGUCGACCUGAACGAAAACGAAGAGAGAGGAGGCAGGAAAGCGGCUCACCGAGCGUGCGUGGAGCGGCUGAGCGCAGUCGGGGGUCGGGGAGCCGGGAAGGACCAUGUUUGCGUCACCGCUAACGGGAGCAGCGCGCACACGGACGCCAUGAGGGAGCUGCUCCCGGCCGGGGACCAGCUCCUCGGACCGGCGGCCGGCACGUGUGUGGUUCUGAACGGAUUCUCGGAGUCGCUGGUCCGGGAUGAGGCGUCGGGGGGUGCAGGAGCCGUGGGGCCCGGAGCCGCUGCGUGCGGACAGAGGUGGCCGAAGCUAAACGUGCCCAACGGGGAUGUCUGCGAUCACGGAGCGGGUGAGACUUGUUGUGAACGGUCCGGACAGUCCUCCGGUCCGACAGUGGACCAGACUCCCCGUUCAACCGAGGAGAAAGUAGCCAACGGCGGUUUGCACAUAGCAGCAUGUGGCCGAGCAGACAGCACCGAGACCCAGUCAGACCUGCAGGCCGGGCCGGGUGUCAGCGGGAGCGACCACAGCCGGGACCCUGCGGGCCUCCUCCCCUCUGACCCGGCCUUCUCCACAGAACCACGCAGCCCGGGAUCAAGUGCCAAACUCUCCUCUCCCUGCCCUUCAACGCUGUCCAACCUGAACGACGACAGUCCGCUGUCUGAGCCCACCACCAGGGAUGAGGAUGAGGAUGAUGAAGAGGAGGACGUCAGUGACCUCAGGUUACCUGUCAGACCGCACACGUUGAGGACGAACGCCAGCUUCACAGUGUCCCUCAGCUGCGAUGCUACCCCGUUGUCCCCGGACGGGGAGGGGGGCUUUUACUUCGGGGGUGAGGGGUACGAGGAGGACUUUCGGAGCGCCUUGGAAUCGGGUCGCAGGCAGAGCGCCCCGGACAAGCUGCCAGACCUGGCUGAACAGACAGACGGCUCGGAUCCCAAGCUGAUGCCAAAGAGGUUCGGGAUCGCUGAUUUCUUCGCCAGGAGCCUGUUUUCUAGGAAAUCCAAAGAACACAAGGCGGUUUCCCACAAUGCAUCAGGGUGGCGACUGUUUGGGAAGCCGUCAUCCAGAGAGGGGGAUCCGGUGAAAGAUGGCGCCUCCACGUCCUCCAGUGAGCAGGAGGAACAGCUAAAGGACUCGGCCGUGUCCUUGUGCCCUCAACGUCCAGCAUCUGCAGGCAGGAGACGGAACCUGGAGUUUGAGCCUCUCUCCACCACGGCCCUGAUCCUGGAAGACCGACCCGCAAACUUACCUGCCAAAUCGACGGAGGAGACUCAGAGGCACAAACUGGAGUACGACGAAAUGGUGGCUGGAGCAAAGAGGAGAGAGCUGAAAGAAGCACAGAAGAAGAAGCGUCAGAUGAAGGAGCGGCACCGGCACGAGGACAGCAUCUCCAGCGCCAUGGUCGUCUGGAACAACGAGAUCCUGCCGCACUGGGAUGUGGUGAAGGCAACGCGGCGGGUGAGAGAGCUGUGGUGGCAGGGUCUCCCUCCCAGCGUCAGGGGACGAGUGUGGAGCCUCGCCAUCGGCAACGAGCUCAACAUCACAGCAGAGCUCUACGAGAUCUUCCUGUCCAGAGCCAAAGAGAAGUGGAGGAGUUACAGCGAGACCAGUUCUGUGAACGACAGCGAGAGCGACGGCGGCACGUCUCUGGCUGAUAGAGAGUCCAGCCUGGACCUCAUUAAACUGGACAUUUCCAGAACCUUCCCUGCUCUCUUCAUCUUCCAGAAGGGCGGCCCGUACCACGACCUGCUCCACAGCGUGCUCGGGGCCUACACCUGUUACAGGCCUGACAUUGGCUACGUCCAGGGUAUGUCGUUCAUCGCCGCUGUGCUCAUCCUUAAUCUGGAGGAAGCUGAAGCCUUCAUCACCUUCGCUAAUCUGCUCAAUAAACCCUGUCAGAUGGCGUUUUUCAGAGUGGACCAUGAACUGAUGUUGAAGUAUUUUGCAGCCUUUGAGGUUUUCUUUGAAGAGAAUCUGCCUCGACUCUUCAGCCACUUCCAAUGCAACAGCCUGACCCCUGACCUCUAUCUGAUCGACUGGAUCUUCACUCUCUACAGCAAGUCCCUCCCUCUGGACGUGGCCUGCCGGGUGUGGGACAUCUUCUGCCGAGACGGGGAGGAGAGUUUGUUCCGGACGGGCCUGGGCAUCCUGCGUCUGUAUGAGGAUGUCCUGCUGCAGAUGGACUUCAUCCACAUGGCCCAGUUCCUGACCCGCCUGCCAGACGACCUGCAGCCGCACACGCUCUUCAGCGCCAUGGCCAACACACACAUGAUCAGCAAGAACGGCCGCUGGGCUCAGGUCUUUUCUGCUUUGAUGAAGGACGGAGUCAGAGAGGCUGAUAAAAGCAGCAGCCCGGCUCUAAGAAGCUAACGCUAACUGUGACACCAAACUAACAGAUGAAGGUCGGAGUUGAGGUCAAAGGUCAAGCUGGGACUAGAGGGGACAGACGAAGCUUUGGUUGCUGCAGCAGCUACACUAACACUAUUCUCCCCUGGUCCAGUCCAGUAUCUCUACGCUGCCCCUGAUGUCUCUACUCUAACCCUGACGUUGCUACACUAACUCUGGUCUUCAGCACACUGACGUCUCCACGCUAACCCUGAUGUCCCCUGGUACAGGCCUGUGUCCCUGUGCUAGCCCCGACGUCUCCUGGUCCAGGCCAGUCUCCCAAUUCUGAUUUUUUUGGUGCUAAUGAUCUUUGUCUCACACUUUUCCUCAUGUCCUCACUUUUAAUUGACUUUGGCCUCUGCACUAACAAGGCUGGUCUGUUGAUGGCUCCGAUUAAGUUUUACAGCUGUAGACAGACAGGGAUUAUGGGAUGUUAAGAGUUGGAGUAAACACAGCCGACAUGUUUUAGUCUUAAAUCCACAUCAGCAACUCUAAUGAACUAUUCAGUGAUUUUGAUGUUUUGACUGGAACUUUUCCAGAGAGUCAACAAUCUUUUUCUACAUAUAGUAAAUAAUUCUGUUAUAUGAAUCUAAAAUCACAGUGUGAAGGGGGGGCAGGAGGAAGAUACUCUGCACCAACGACACUAAACAUUAAGUGAGUUUGAGUUGAGGCUUUUUUCACGGGACCAUGAUGUGAUGCAUUUCCAUCGUUUGGUUUGAUGACGACGAGGUUAAAUCAAGUGGACUAUAGAUUAGUGGCUUUGCUUUUAGCAUUUUAGUCUUUACAACAGAGCAAAGUUACAUUUGAUGAAUGACUUGAAAUGCCUGCAUGUCACUGCAGCUUUUUUCUAAAGACUUUCUGAAUGCGACUGAACUACACAUUAGUGAUAAGUGACCUGUGAGGGGCUUAAACAUUCAGGAAGACAGAAGUGAUCCAGCUUUUUUAAUGUGACACUGGACACGGAGCGUCUGGACAGUAAUAAACAUGUCAUUAGCAUCAUUCUUUUUCUUACCUGUUGUUCGUUGUGUCUCUAGAUCAGAGCUGCAACGAUCUGUCACUUAAUCUUUGUGAUGUCGUGCUAAAUGCGAUUGUUUCAGCAGCUUGGAGACGUUCUAAAUAUAAUCUACUAAUUUAUCUAGAUUCAUCAAUAUCAAUAACAAGUUUGCAUUGUUAAAGCUAAAUAACUCAGAUGUUUAAAUUCAAUGAGUCUAAAGAAGGAAUCCGUUCAUUGUCUCACUGAACAAUAACGAAGCGCCAGAUUCGUCCCCAGUCACAGCUUUUAGCCCGUCUGCUCCCAGAGGCUCGUCACAGAUGAACAGCACCAACAUCCAUCUUAGUUCCACUUACAAACCAGCAAUUGAAUCAUGCUGCUGAACGCAGUUUAGAUGUUGAGACAACCAGCAACGCUGAAGCAGAAGGAGCCACGGUUCGAAGCGUUGGACAGUGAAGGAGCGACAGGUUGUGUUUAACUGAACCUGAUCUGCAUCAACCAUGUGAUUCAUUCCCUCAAACCUUCAACCAGCACCGGCAGAACAUGAACUUUGAGGUUGGAGCAUUUUGAACCUGAACUUUUUGUUUCACAGCGUCAUUAAACAGUGUUAUGAAGUUUCUCCUCUAAAGACUCCAGUCAGAUUAAAGUGCAAUAUGGUUGUGGUUUAAUAGAGUUGGUGGAAGGAGGUCCAUCGCCCGAUCCACAGGGACAGGACAGUAACCGAAACCUCCACUCUUUUGGCUUCAUGUAUUUAAAUUUGCUUUCUGUUGUAUUUUAUACUUUCAUGUAAAUUCAUUUACAUUUUUUUAUUUUUUUCGUUCAAUUUCCAUGUACAGUGUUUUUCCAUAAUGCCUUACAGGUGAUGUAAAUAUGGUUUCAUAUAUCUGCCACUAGUUAAAUGUGUAAAUAAAUAUCUCAGCAUCUUG